AUGGAACUUCUACCUGCAGUACUUGGAUUAACAUUGACAUUAGCAAUCUGUUCAUCAUUGAAAAUAAACAUUCACCAGUGUAUAUUCUGGUCCGAUAGCAUGAUUGUUCUGUAUUGGAUUCAUAGUCAAAGCAGGAAGUAUAAGACAUUUGUUGCGAAUCGUGUAGGAUUCAUUCAUUCACAUACUUCACCUAGUCAAAGGAGAUACGUAUCCACAAAAGAGAAUCCUGCAGAUCUUGCAUCACGUGGAACGUCGAUAACAGAACUGGCUGGAAACCCUAAGUGGUGGCAUGGCCCAGACUUUAUUGAAAAUAUUCCGGAAAUAUGGCCAGAACACAAAAUGGAAAUAUAUGAUGUGGCCAAAGUAGAAAUAAUACGCAAGUCGGCUUAUAACAGCUAUGUGACGUUAAGUGAGAAUAAUGACUUUAGACUCGAACCAACAGGUACUCUGAUUGGAAUCUUUUAG
Messenger RNA from Ruditapes philippinarum (Manila clam), 465 nucleotides. RefSeq lists its product as uncharacterized. Lineage: Eukaryota; Metazoa; Mollusca; Bivalvia; Venerida; Veneridae. The transcript has a single exon. The record is from RefSeq and is a predicted model, not a curated record. The coding region runs from base 1 to 465 and encodes 154 amino acids.